GGCACCCGAGUCGCGCCACGUUCGGCGACAUCGGAGGCAGCGAGGGCACGGAGAACCGGCGGAGGCGAGGCCCGCGACCCGGAGGAAGCCGCGCGCGGCCCGAGGCCUCGGACCCUGAGCCCCACGUUCCACGGCACCAUGGCCCCAAAGCUGCUGUUGCUCCUCUGCCUGUUCUCGGGCUUGCACGCACGAUCCAGAAAGGUGGAAGAGGAUGAAUAUGAAGAUUCUUCAUCAAACCAAAAGUGGGUCUUGGCUCCAAAAUCCCAAGAUACAGAUGUGACUCUUAUUCUCAACAAGUUGCUGAGAGAAUAUGAUAAGAAGCUGAGGCCUGAUAUUGGAAUAAAACCCACCGUAAUUGAUGUUGACAUCUAUGUUAACAGCAUUGGUCCUGUGUCAUCAAUAAACAUGGAAUACCAAAUUGAUAUAUUUUUUGCCCAGACCUGGACCGACAGUCGCCUUCGGUUCAACAGCACAAUGAAAAUACUUACUCUGAACAGCAACAUGGUGGGGUUAAUAUGGAUUCCAGAUACAAUAUUCCGCAAUUCCAAAACUGCAGAGGCUCACUGGAUCACCACCCCUAAUCAGCUCCUCAGAAUUUGGAAUGAUGGGAAAAUCCUUUACACUUUAAGGCUCACCAUAAAUGCAGAAUGCCAGCUGCAGCUGCACAACUUCCCCAUGGAUGAGCACUCCUGCCCGCUGAUAUUCUCCAGCUAUGGCUACCCCAAAGAAGAAAUGAUUUAUAGAUGGAGAAAAAAUUCGGUUGAGGCAGCUGAUCAGAAAUCCUGGCGGCUUUAUCAGUUUGACUUCAUGGGCCUCAGAAACACCACAGAAAUUGUGAAAACAUCUGCAGGUGAUUAUGUUGUCAUGACUAUAUAUUUUGAAUUGAGUAGAAGAAUGGGAUACUUCACUAUUCAAACAUACAUUCCUUGUAUACUGACUGUGGUUUUAUCCUGGGUAUCAUUUUGGAUCAAAAAAGAUGCUACACCAGCAAGAACAGCAUUAGGCAUAACCACAGUGCUGACCAUGACCACACUCAGCACCAUAGCCAGGAAAUCCUUGCCUCGUGUUUCCUAUGUGACAGCCAUGGACCUCUUCGUGACCGUUUGCUUCUUAUUUGUCUUUGCUGCUUUGAUGGAGUAUGCUACCCUCAACUACUAUUCAAGUUGUAGAAAACCAGCUAGCACUAAGAAAAAGACAUCGUUACUAUAUCCAGAUUCCUCAAGAUGGAUUCAUGAACGCUUAAGUCUACAAGCCCCCUCCAACUAUUCUCUCCUUGAUAUGAGUCCACCACCACCGGCAAUGGUUACCCUAAACAAUUCCGUGUACUGGCAGGAAUUUGAAGACACCUGUGUCUAUGAGUGUCUGGAUGGGAAAGACUGUCAGAGCUUCUUCUGCUGCUAUGAAGAAUGCAAAUCAGGAUCUUGGAGAAAAGGGCGUAUUCACAUAGACAUCUUGGAACUAGACUCAUAUUCUCGGGUCUUUUUCCCUACAUCGUUCCUGCUCUUCAACUUGGUCUAUUGGGUGGGAUAUCUGUAUCUCUAAAUUUUCCUCCUGGUGAAAAAUGAAGAGUGUUAGGUUUCCUUCUAAACUUUGGCCCUACCCAGACCAAUAGUGAUCAAUUGGAGUAGCAAGGAAAGAUACUACUCAGUUUAUCUGAAAUUAUGUAAUACCUUUGAGCAGCGUAGGAGUAUGUGGCAAAUAUUUCUAUUAUGUAUUUCAGGCUCACACAAACAUGCGAGCACACAAACAGGUUAAUUGAGUUUUAAAGUGAUAUUCUUGUUAAUUCUUACUGAAUCUGUAACGUGGAGAUAUAUUUUUCUGGAUAUUGGAAGCAGCUGCGAAUUUUCCUUGUGAAGAAAUCUGUGAAAUCUACAAGCAAAUAUCUGAGAAGCUCUUAGGCCCGGCCCCUUUCUGUAUCUUUUCUUUGCAACCGUUGGCAGCACCGGUGUCCAUGUAUGCGAAGUCACUGCUGGCCAAGAUACACUCUACUGAUCUCAGCGCCCAGGCAAUCUGAGUUCAAGUGUGAACUGCAGUGAGUUACCACCCAGUUUCCUCUCUCUGUGGCCUCUUUGCUCUGGCACCAUCUUCACUGGUUGGCAUUCUUUAAUAACUUCACCCUAGGCUUGGGAAGGAUGUAUAUGCAUUAUCCACAAGUUUUCAGUUGAGAAAAAAAAUGAAUUUUCAAAAUUCUCAUGUAGCUAAAGUCAAAGAUGUUUAUCUUUGAACACCAGUAGUUCAACAUUUUACCUUGAGUUGUGUUUUACUAGACGAAGGUGAACCCCACAGUAUAUGCUAUUAUGAGUUCAAUGAUUAUCUUUCAAAGAUGGGUAUACAGCAUUCAUAAGCCAUUGUUUUGACAUUGCUUUCCAGUGUGUGAAAGAAGUGUACAUAGAAUUUUUACAAAAUUUUCUUAGUGAAUAUUGUUUCAAGUGAAAUCAACUUUAGAAGCAAAAAAAUGGGUAACGGUUAUCAUCAAUGAUACAUUUUGAAGAAAAAAUUAUUUUAUACUUUGAAAUAUGGAUAUGUAGCAAGAAUCCAAAGGAAAAAAAACCUUGAAAUUAUUACUUUUUUGAUAUUUUUAUAACACAAAGCCAAGUUGCUUCUUGAUGUUAGUUCUUUGUUAUAACUGGCUGCUAGUAUGUACUUCACAUGACUCUUCAGAAGCUUUCCAUCAUUGAUAGGAAAAGAAAAAGUCCUACCGGUAGGUUAACACAUAAAUAUCUGUUGGCAUUAUUAAAAAUUUCGUACUAAUUUUUUUUCCUCUUUCUCAUUCAGAAAAUUGUAUUUGUUUUAUUGGAAAUUACAUUUUAUUUUAAUUAUAUAUUUGGACAUAUAUUACUCAGAAAAAAGAUAAAACAUUAUGAAGAUAUAGAAAAGAUAUAGAAAAGUGCUAAUUUCAUACACUUUACUGAAUGUAGACGAUACACAGAAAAGAUGAGUGGAAAAGACCAGAAAAAGUUGAAAUUAGUCUAUUUGUAUGAACACUGUUUAGUAUCAAGUGAAUGCAGAUAUACUGAUAUAUUUAUCAUGCAGUUUUCAAGGAUGUCUAUAUAAUGUGAGAUACUGAGUUUCUUCCCGUCAACUUCCUUCCUGCCAUUUGAUGUUUUAGUUGCUACAUAGGCCACAAGCCAGUUGGCUUUUAUUUAGAGAAUCCAAUUUAAAACAUAAAAUAACAAUGAGUAUUUGUAGAGAAACAGUUUGAACUUAUUGGCCUAAAUGAAAUUUCUCUUCAAUUGGAGAAUUUUACCUAUUAGCAGUCUCACCCUAUCCCUAAUACAUCAACCUCACACUCAUCCACAGAGGAGGGCUCUGGAGGUGUCCUGACCAAAUUCCACUCAAGGAGGGCAGCCCAAGUUGUUCUCAAACACAGUUCCCUACUUUAUAACUUCUAACAGUAUGAAGACUUUCAAUCUAUUCUUUCUUAAAAGAAGUUCUGGAGGAGACAAUUUGCCAGUGAAAUUCUGGGGAAGAAAAUAACCUAAAAGCAUUUUUAUAACAUAUAUUUAUUCCAAUUAUACCUUCAGAAAUGUUUACUGAUGCUUCUCGUUUCAAGGCCAUUCAAUAUUUAAGCAUAAUUGGCAACUCUUAUGAAAUUAUAUGUAUAGCAUCAUCUCUGUUUUCUGAAUCCAACAUUCUCUCCUCUCCAACCUCAGUCAUUCUACUGAUCUAAACACACCAGUGUACUAGUGUUUAUAUAUAUAUAUAAGUAUGAAAUUUAAUCUUCAAUUUCUUUCUGUAAAAAGAAAAUGAAUGACUCAGGAUAAGCAUAAUUGGAUGUAAAUGUACAUUGAAAUGUUUACUAUUAGAAUUGAGAACCUGAUCACAUUAAAAAUAUUCAGAGAAGUGCAUGUAAAUAAGAGGGAAAGUACCAGAUUGUGAACACACUGUAAAUGUAAAAUUCACAAUUUUCUCUUGAAGCCCCUUUCUAAUUGUCCAAAACUGAGGAAGUGUGUAAUGUGUACAUUUUUUUCCUCAAAUAUGCCUUAGGAAGCUUCAGGUUCACACAGUUUAGCAGUUACCACUGCAUUGAAUAAUCACAUCAGAAGAGCCAAAAAAUAAAAGUUCAGGCUAAGUGACAGACCCCUUUCUCAUAUUCCUUGGUGAUUUACGUUUUACUAUAAAAAAAGGUUUUUAUUAUUAUGGGGAGAAAACACGUAUAUGUUGAGAAAAUAAGAAAACACCUCAGUCAGUCAUAGCUCUUGAAAUAUAAAACCAUGCUUUUAAAAUAAAAUGUCUGAUAAUCUUUGAAGAUUAGACAGGGCAGUUCCUCUCCCUUUAAAAUUUCUUGUGAUUACAAAUUAGCAAUUCCAGGAUAUAAGCCUGGUCUUCUUCUAUUCAGGCCAAAAUGGAGAAUGUUUCCUACUUUUUUCAAAAUGUUCUCUAGUUAAAUGAUGCUUUGGUUUUUAAUGUGAACAAAACAUUACUUUGCUCCCAUACACACUAAAUUUUUUUAUAUCAGUGCUAAGAAAGUAGCUGAACAUACACUAACAAGUCUGCAAUGUUUUGAGUUAACCAAGUUGUUUUUUUGUUUGUUUUUUGUUUUGUUUUUUUUUUUUGCGGUACACGGGCCUCUCACUGUUGUGGCCUCUCCAAUUGCGGAGCACAGGCUCCAGACGCGCAGACUCAGCGGUCAUAGCUCACGGGCCUAGCUGCUCCGCGGCAUGUGGGAUCUUCCCGGACUGUAGCAAAACCCAUGUCCCCUGCAUUGGCAGGUGGACUCUCAACCACUGCGCCACCAGAGAAGUCCAACCAAGUUGGUUUUUAAAAUUUUAUUAUAUAAGAAAAUGAACUAGAAGAUAAUUAGGAAGACAAAAGACAAGCAUGCACACUCACAUACAUAAAGCAACACUAUAUGAAUGUAUCAUUCAGAUAAUGGGAGGGAAAUGUAAAUCAUUUUGAUUGCGCUAUUCAGAUAGUCACCUACCUCCACCACGUCAUUUUUUUUGCAUUUGUAAACACAACAGUUUUCCUAGCCCAAUGGGCUACUCUACAACGUGAGGGUGAUAGUGGUUUUUGCAGGGAAGUAUGGUCUUCUAUCAAUAAAACUGCUGAACAAUUUAAACUGUGUAGGUUGGAGAGAGUGAAGACUGAGUGCCAAUAAUCAAAUCCUCCAGACUCAGGAAGUGGCUGCUAUAUUUUCUUCUUUACUAGUUAUUUGGAUUCUAUUUUUCCCACUUAUCAGUUUUUCACAAAAUACAAUACUAAAGUUCUCAUUUUCCAUUAAAAAGUAGAGGAACUUACUGUCAGACUGAUUUUUCAGCCUCAAAUGAUGAGUGCUUUGAUUUAGUUAGUAUUUAUUACAACAGGGUUUUUCACGUGCUAUUCAUGUUUACAACAGGAAAGUUUUGGGCUGUCAGCUUUGUCAGCUGACAGGUGAAAGCCCCUCAAUAAACAGAACUGCACUUCAGUCACUUCGACGAGAUCCGACCACCCUAUCACCUAACAGUUCCAGUCAACUCGUCCACCAAUCAGCUAACUGCCCCAUUUAUUGAGUUCGUGCCCUGGUUAGAACAGGAGGGCUCGCGAAGCUUACAGAGAGGUUAAUAAAAAGAAAAAGAGAGGCUUCCCUCGUGGCGCUGUGGUUGAGAGUCCACCUGCUGAUGCAGGGGAUGCGGGUUCGUGCCCCGGUCUGGAAAGACCCCACAUGCCGCAGAGCGGCUGGGCCCCUGAGCCUAUGUAUCUGGAGCCUGUGCUUCGCAACGGAAGAGGACACAACAGUGAGAGGUUCGUAUAGCACAAAAAAAAAAGAGAGAAAAAGCUUCAGUUUGAAGUGACUUUCAAUGUAAUUAAAAGAUAAGUAUUGAUAGAAAAUUCGUAAUUUGCUGACGACCUUUUUAAGUUGGCAGCAGAAUGAUAGGAUUUUAGAAGAAAUAAAAUAUGCUACAUCAGCAUUAUCAUCAUCAUCAUCACCAACAACUACAACACCAUCAACAUCAUCAUCUAUGUCCUUUUUCAUGUUCCAUGCUAGUCUUUAGCUAUUCCUUCAGCAGAAAGGUUUAUGUCUUUUCCAAACCAUAACACAAUUAGAACUUAAAAAUGGAAAAGUUUGAUUUCACUUUAAAUAUAAAAUAUGCAGAUCAUAGUUCAAAAUUUUGGUCGCCGUAAACAUUUCCAGAGCGUCUCUUUGUCCCAGAAGUCCUAUCUGUCUACACUGCCUCAAAUCAGAAUUUAAAAUGAUUCCUUAGGAAGAUAUUUCAUCUAAUUUUUCUUUGGUUGCUUUUGGGCUUUUAUUGUUUUGUUUUUUGUUACUGCUUUUACUGCAUUUGGCUUUUUAAUUCCUUCUCAAGAAGUUACAUUUAAAUUGGCUAAGAGCUCUUUUCCCAAAGAAGAACACUCUGUGUACACCUCAAAUUGUGUUAGCCCAUGAAGAAUAUCAAUACGCUUCUUGUUACACUUGUUAGGUCUAACAAGUCUGAUAUACCUUGGAAUUUUUACUUUUGGAUAGAAAUAGACACAGGUAAAAUAUAUUGAUGAAAUUUACAGUAUUAUACAUUAGCUCUUCAGAAUAACUCUAUUAAAACAUUUAAAAGGAUACUUUCAAUCAUUCUUGACCUUCAAAAUGAUUAGUUUUGUGCUAGUGAACCAUGUUUACACACGUAUGUAUGUGCAACUACAUGGUAUGUUUUUCUUUACAAGCUGCUCCUGGAUUAAAUGAAAUAUUCAUUCUUCACAAAUGCAUUCUCUCUGGAAGAUUCUAAGAGAGCAAUAAUUUUCAGGAAUUAGGCCUGGGUUGUCUUGUGAAGAGUAAGAGGCAAUCUUGUGUUUACAUGCAGUGAUGUGUGAAUUUGUGUCCCCAUUACAGUGGUAAAACUGGAAAACUUAUUAGCGUGUGUAUUACUCUAAUUGUAUUACCCCAAACAUAGUUGAAAUGAAGAGGAGCACAGUUUCUUAAUAAUAGCGUAUUAGCUUCUUAACCAUUUUCAGGAAAACACAGACAGAGGAACUGACAAUAUAUUUCCUGGAAGAAUGGGACCACAUUCUUUCUUUAAAAAGAAAAUCAAAUUUAAUACCUGAUCAGAAGUUGUUUUGGAGUCCAAACAAACCUGCAUUUUACUAAGAUCAUCACUUUUUCACUAGGGUGCACCUGAGUGAUUCUUUGGUCAUUUGUGCAUUGUGGUCUAUUUUAACUGAUAAGCCAAAAGUAGUUCUUCAAGAUGUAGGUUGCAUAUAGUCACUGUAGCGCUUGUUUAGGACACAGCUUUCAUGUAUAAUGUGAGAGAGCACCAGGUCUAGUGUGAACUGUGCCACGUGUAAGAGCCGUAGUGUGCAGUCUUCUCUUUUUGAAUCUUGCAUGUAAAGGAAAACAGUCGGGGCCCUAAGAGAUGCCUCAGGCAGAAUGGGAGAAAAGAUGCACAUGUCUGCUCUCUUCCUGUGUGGAAUCUUUCCUGCCUGUGAAUUCAUCUCCUCUGAGAUGGAUAUCAGAAUCUGAGAGCCUCUAGGAAUCUGCAUUGAGUGCUCAGUGUAGAGGAGCCUGACCCAGGGAGGGGAGGCGCCUUGGACAAAUGUGUGUGCUGGUCUUUUUCUAGGGAAGUGGGCUGAGGACCAGGUCAGGGUCUCCACCCUCAUCAAGUGGUUUCACACAGUCCUUGCUCUACUGUCGUCCUAUGAGGGACUGGAGGUUUUGACUCUUGGCCCCAUGUCCUGCUGUCCUCCUCCUCUCUGUCAAGGACGUGACUCCCUGCUAGCUGGGCAGCUCGUGGUGUCCUAGUGAAAAGCAGGCACUCCGUGCCUAAUGUGCCUUGGCGACACGGGCAGCGCUGCGCCCCGUUUCACCGGUCUGAUCCCCGCUGUGCCCUGCUCUGGGCGGGCUGGGCCGCCCUCUGUAUUUGUAUUUGGAUUCCUACAUUUGUA
This is a messenger RNA of Globicephala melas (long-finned pilot whale), 7851 nucleotides long. RefSeq names its product gamma-aminobutyric acid type A receptor subunit gamma3 (gene GABRG3). The record is from RefSeq and is a predicted model, not a curated record. Gene Ontology annotation, cellular component: dendrite membrane; synapse; plasma membrane. Gene Ontology annotation, molecular function: GABA-gated chloride ion channel activity; GABA-A receptor activity; benzodiazepine receptor activity. Gene Ontology annotation, biological process: gamma-aminobutyric acid signaling pathway; signal transduction; chloride transmembrane transport. NCBI's taxonomy places the organism in Eukaryota, Metazoa, Chordata, Mammalia, Artiodactyla, Delphinidae.